UUCUUGUCCUGAAGCUUUUCAACAUCGGUCGCAACUUUUACCUCUGUUGAACCAGCAAUGUAGCCUGCACGCGCGCAAAGGAGCAUUUUUUUGUGAUAUUUUAACUGGACAGUUUUGUUUCGGGAGCUACAGAGAGCGCAGUUUUGUUGGGCUGCUCUGGUGUUGUGUGGUUGUGCGGGAUCCGGUGACCGCCGGGGCAGACAGGCCACCAUGCUCCGGCCGUGGACUGCACAGUGGAUCGCGGCUGUGCUGCUGUGUCGGGCGGUGGCACAGUACUCCAGCGAUCAGUGCAGCUGGCGAGGAAGUGGUUUGAGCCACGAGUCCCAUCGCAGAGAUGUGGAGCAGGUCUACCUUCGCUGUUCUCAGGGAUCUCUAGAAUGGCUCUACCCAACAGGGGCCAUCAUUGUCAACCUGAGACCAAACAUAGAGUCUUCAUCAGGCCACAUGUCAGGUCUCCAUGUGUGCGUAAAACCUCAAGUUUACUCUCAGGGUUCUCAUGUUUACCUGGAGCAUGCAGGGGAUCUGAGGCUGCUGCUGGCAGAAAAGGACCAGGCUCAGGGAACAGUGCAUUGUUUCAGUCUGGCAGAGGGGGCACUAUUUGUGGAGGCAAUCCCACAGACAGACAUCAGCCGGCGGAUCACAGCUUUCCAGUAUGAGCUGGUGCCCAGUCAGCAGCCAGCAGCACAUAUGUACCCAUACCUGCACCCUGGUUUAGUUGCCUGUAAACCCUGUUCAGAUGAAGAGGUCCUCAUGGCUGUGUGUACUAGUGAUUUUGCUGGCAGUGGCAUCUUAAGAGGUGUGGCAUCAGGUACUAACAAGCACUCCCCGGUGACAGUGACUCUGAGACGACUGUUUCGCCAGAAGAGUGGGGUGUUUGCUUGGGGUGGAGCCAGAGGACGGAGUUGGAGUGGUCGUAUCAAUGUUCCUGUGCAGUGCGGUGUGCGUCCAGGAGAGGAUGAGUACCUUUUGACUGGCUCUGUCCAUUUUGGAGAAGCCUGGCUUGGCUGUGCACCUCGCUACAAAGACUUUGUGAAGCUGUACAUCAAAGCACAAGAUGCAGGAACAAACCCAUGUCAGAUAGACACAAACUGAGAGCUCUUCACAGCUCUGAUUUAAAGCAAGGACUGCUUCUUAAGAGUCAGCAAAAAAAAAAAAAAAA
Molecule: messenger RNA, 1159 nt
Organism: Archocentrus centrarchus (flier cichlid)
Lineage: Eukaryota; Metazoa; Chordata; Actinopteri; Cichliformes; Cichlidae
Gene: metrnlb
Product: meteorin like, glial cell differentiation regulator b
Exons: 5
Coding region: 211-1092 (293 amino acids)
Biological process (GO): positive regulation of brown fat cell differentiation; energy homeostasis
Molecular function (GO): hormone activity
Source: RefSeq, a predicted model, not a curated record